This is a messenger RNA of Lampris incognitus (smalleye Pacific opah), 1458 nucleotides long. Its product is annotated as alpha-synuclein-like. Gene Ontology annotation, molecular function: cuprous ion binding. The transcript has 6 exons. Lineage: Eukaryota; Metazoa; Chordata; Actinopteri; Lampriformes; Lampridae. Gene Ontology annotation, cellular component: cytoplasm; axon terminus; neuronal cell body. Bases 247 to 630 code for a protein of 127 amino acids. Gene Ontology annotation, biological process: synapse organization; synaptic vesicle endocytosis; chemical synaptic transmission. The record is from RefSeq and is a predicted model, not a curated record.
GCGCAUCAGCGCGUGGGAGGCUCGUAUUAAACCUGUGGAGUCAGGACCGGGCACACGAGUCGUAGUUGGGAGACAAGAAGCUGUUUUUCCUGCUCUUUAGGAUUCCCCGCCGUCAUCCCGGAAGUCUCGUCCUCCGCAAGGAAGUUGCAGCGAACAGGUGCGUGGAACAAAGCUGUGCGCGCGCGCGUGUGUGUGUGCGUGCGUUUGUGUGUGCGUGUGUGUAAUUUGGGAGCCAAUCAAGAGACCAUGGACACGUUGAUGAAGGGUUUCUCUAAAGCCAAGGAUGGGGUCGUGGCAGCGGCGGAGAAAACCAAGCAGGGAGUGACUGGAGCGGCUGAGAUGACGAAAGAUGGGGUUAUCUUUGUCGGGACGAAAACAAAGGACGGAGUCACAACUGUAGCAGGUAAAACGGUGUCUGGAGUGUCUCAUGUGGGCGGGGCCAUGGUCACUGGAGUCACUGCUGUGGCCCAGAAGACAGUUGAGGGGGCGGGCAGUAUUGUCGCUGCAACUGGACUGGUCAAGAAAGAUCCUGCCAAAAAUGAUGAAGAUGCAUCAACACCACAGGACGUGGUGGAGUCGCCUGCUGACGUCGACAGUGUUGCCACCACAGAGGAGGAUGCUGGGAAGUGAUGGGGUACCGGAAGCUGGAGAAUCAAAAGUCAAUGAGCUGAACAUUCCACGCCGCUCUGCCGAGUCCCGUCGUGCCUCGUUGUGGUCCUUUUAUGACGUGUGUGUCCUGUGCGUGUGUGCGUGUUUCUCGUAUGUUAGUGUGUGUGUGUGUGUGUGUUUCCCUUUGUAUUUGUCACUAUGUAUAAUUGCAUACUGGUGUAUGUGUGCACAGAGAGAGGGAGAGGGAGAGUGAGGGAGUGAGAGAGAUUGUAUGUGCGUGUACGUCCGUGUGUUGGGUGUUUGGGUGUGGAUAUAUAUGCGCAUUUUGUGAGUCUGUGUGUGUCCUUUUCACGUUUUUUCCCCACAUCAGCCCUGGAAAAGGUGUCAUGUCAUUUGCAGUGAGUCCCUCCCACUGAGAAUGCCAGCAUGGUCACUAGGGUGUGUGUGUGUGUGUGUGUGUGUGUGUGUGUGUGUGUGUUUGCGUUUUCCGCCAAUCCUUUGGCUUUGACGUAAAUAAUACAAAGACAGAAAUAUAACCCAAUUUACCACUAAAAACACCCAAGUGUCUGUAUAGUGAUUUAAAAAUAUACAGUAAUCAAUCUGAAAUAGAGGCAUAAUUAUCUACUCUAUUUUUGUGUGUAUAUUGUCCGUUUUUGCGGUGGACUACAGAGCGCUAAGCUAUUUGUGUGUUCAUGUUGUAUUUUUAUUUUUCAAGUUGUCACUGCUUUUAAAUCUGAAUGACUAUCGGAUGGAACUGGAAAAAACAAAAGCAUGUAACCAAAUAAUUCAACUUAACUGUUGUUAUAUUGACUUAUUUUGAAUUUGUUAAGUGUCGAAUAAAGCAAGAAG